Melampsora larici-populina 98AG31 is the source of this 345-nucleotide messenger RNA. RefSeq lists its product as uncharacterized. Lineage: Eukaryota; Fungi; Basidiomycota; Pucciniomycetes; Pucciniales; Melampsoraceae. Gene Ontology annotation, cellular component: RNA polymerase III complex. Gene Ontology annotation, biological process: termination of RNA polymerase III transcription; DNA-templated transcription. Gene Ontology annotation, molecular function: nucleic acid binding; DNA-directed RNA polymerase activity; zinc ion binding. The record is from RefSeq and is a predicted model, not a curated record. Bases 1 to 345 code for a protein of 114 amino acids. The transcript has 4 exons.
AUGUUGAGGUCUCUUUUUUCCUUUUCCAGCUGUCCGACUUGUGGAAAUAUGCUGGUGGUCAGUCGAGCAACGGGUGAAAAUAAAUUUGAAUGCCAGAGUUGCCCUUAUGAAUAUCCAGUCUAUCGAAACUACACCGAUCGAACUGUAUUAUCAAGAAAAGAAGUCGAUGAUGUUUUAGGAGGCGAAGAAGCAUGGAAGAAUGUAGAUCAGACUGAAGCUCCAUGCCCCAAGUGUGAAAAUAAUCGGGCAUUUUAUAUGCAGCUUCAGAUUAGGAGUGCAGAUGAACCUAUGACCACUUUUUAUAGGUGUACCGUUUCACAAUGUUCGACUCAAUGGCGAGAUUGA